This is a messenger RNA of Symbiodinium natans, 1374 nucleotides long. Lineage: Eukaryota; Dinophyceae; Suessiales; Symbiodiniaceae. The record is from the annotation of a GenBank genome assembly.
AUGAUGCGUGAGCCCGGCCACGAGGUUUUGGAUUCGCUGGGAGGCGGUGUCUCUCACGGCCUGGAGAUUAGGGUCCAUGGAGUGCCUCAUGGUCGUCCUCUUCCUGAUUUGGUUGAGGGUGCUCUUGUGGCGGUCUGCCCAGAGUCGUCUGUAGGUGCGGACACCCGCGACUUGCGUGUACCUGUGGCAACGUAUCUCUACGAUCAACGAAUCGAGCUUUCCGCUUUCCUUGACGAGCACUUCAUUAGUGCUGGCUCUCAGCUGCGCUGCUUCCUGACGCCGCUGUCAGGUGCCUCUCGUACGCCUCAGUGGGGGCAAUUCCUCUUGCGCUGCAUGUCCUCGACAACAGCACUGAAAGCCGUGGCAAUUCUGCUCUUCGAGUGCCGGGGUGUCAGAGCGGACCCAGACAUGCCCCUCAGUGGGAAUCUGAUGGGCUUUUCGUCUCUGGAUGCCUCUUCCCUUGUAGGGUCAGAGCCCAUGUCGCGGUCCUUUCUUCUGGACCUUCGGCUGUUGGAGGCACCUGGUGCUUCAACUUCGCUGGAGAUCGAAGCCAGAGUCUGGCCUCGUGGAAGCUCGGGUGCGGAUGGACCCAAGCCUGUUUCGACAAGUGCUCCCGCCGUGGCUUUGGCUGCCGGAACCGUUGGAACAGUAGCACCAUCCGAAGUGCAGGACUUCAGGCUGAAUCACGAGCUCUCAGUGCAGCUGUCCAAGGAGUUCAACUUGCGAGCGGCGGCACUCAAGCGAGCUGGCGAGGAGAUUGUGACCCUGCGCAGGCAGGUUCAGCUUUUGAAGAACGAGAACCGAUCUCUCCGGGCACAGGUGGAGGAUGAGGAAAAGUUGGUGCAAGAGGUCCAACAACGCCCUCCGCCAGAAGGCCUGGAGAAGCUGAGCGCGGCUGAACUGGCCGGAAAGCUCCAGCGCACUUUGGAGAAAUAUCGCGAGGAGAAGGCGAAGGCUUCCGAACUGACCCGACGCAUGGAAGACGCGCUGAAGGAGGUGAGUCGUGCGCGCGGGUUGGAACGAUCUUUGGAAGAGCUCCAACAGGUGCACCUAGAGCAGAACCGAGAAUUGCAGCGGCUUCAAGACGAGGGAAGGAAGCUGGACACGUACCGCCAGACAGCAAAAACUCAGGAGAAGGUCAUCUCCAAGCUGGAGAAGAUCCUAGAGAGUUCGUUGCAAGAGGUGCAGAAAGCGCAGAAGGUGCAGGUGGAUAUCGAGCGCUUGAAAACCGAGAAUCUGAAGCUCCGUGAACGCUGCUCAAGCUUGCUCACGCGAAAGAAGGAAGCCGGAGACGAUGAAGCGCAGGAGCUGAGGCAGCGACUUGCAGAGAAGGAUGCCGAGAUCGUCCGCCUUCAGAAAGUUGCGUGCUGCUGA